Molecule: messenger RNA, 1787 nt
Organism: Neurospora tetrasperma FGSC 2508
Lineage: Eukaryota; Fungi; Ascomycota; Sordariomycetes; Sordariales; Sordariaceae
Exons: 4
Coding region: 189-1661 (490 amino acids)
Biological process (GO): GPI anchor biosynthetic process
Cellular component (GO): endoplasmic reticulum membrane
Molecular function (GO): alpha-1,2-mannosyltransferase activity
Source: RefSeq, a predicted model, not a curated record
GCAUUCUCUCCCUGACACGCCAUCAUGCCGUCUUUUUAAUCACGGCGACUUCCCUCCUCAACCUUUCCAUCCGGUGAUGCCCCUUUAGCUUCCCGCGAGUUCUAGUGCCUCGAACGGCUGCGUGCGCCCCAAGAACGGAUGCUCACAUGGGUCGCGAAUGACUGCAGUCGCAGGAUCACGAACUUGACAUGUUGCGGAGAACAUACCUUUUCUUGGUGUUGGUAAGGCUCUGGUUUGCCUUAUCACCAAGCUAUCUUCACCCAGAUGAGAACUUUCAAGGGCCAGAGGUUAUAGCCGGACAGAUCUUUCAUUAUCCCGUCCGGCACACGUGGGAAUUCACGAACGAACACCCGAUCCGUAGCGUUUUCCCACUAUGGCCUGUAUACGGGCUGCCGAUGCUGCUUCUUCGCUGGCUUUGGAUCGGAAAUGGAAACGAUGGCGAGAUCCCGCCUAUCGCAGUGUUCUGGACCCUGCGCGUUCUCAUGUUCGCCAUAAGCUUCGUCCUGGAGGAUUGGGCUAUCCACGAGCUCAUACCAUCGCCGAGACAUAGGCGCGUUGCUGUCCUCAUUGUCGCCUCCUCCUACGUGACCUGGACGUUCCAGACACACACCUUUUCGAACUCAGUGGAAACAUUAGUAGUAGCAUGGUGUCUGGUGCUGAUUCAGCGCAUUGUUUUGUUGCGGUCUUUGGAGUGUUCAAUCGCAUCACAUUCCCCGCCUUUGUUCGAUAGUCCUCUGUCAUUCAUGAUAUUGGUCUUUGCAGGUAUCUCAACAACGCUGUUUGCCAUCGCUCUCGACACGGCCUUCUACACACCGCACUCGAUAACCUGGUUGGACCUUGUAAGAAGACCUGUAUUGACGCCGCUCAACAACUUUCUUUACAACAUUGACCCGGAAAACUUGGCUCAACAUGGAUUGCACCCGUGGUACCAACAUUUGCUUGCCAACCUUCCACAGCUGAUCGGGCCAGCCGCCGUGCUUCUCUUCACCCGACCGCAAUGCUCUAUACGACUGUACUCUGCUAUCUCAGGCCUUGUCGUUCUCUCCCUAUCAAAGCAUCAGGAAGCAAGAUUCCUCCUCCCGACAGUCCCUCUCAUCUUAUCUUCCAUUCGACUUCCGAAACGAAAGUCGGCCUUGCGCAUUUGGCUGGGGUCCUGGAUUGUGUUCAACCUCGUGUUGGGCAUAUUAUUUGGGGUUUAUCACCAAGGUGGUAUCGUGCCAGCGCAAGUAUUCCUGAGCAAGCAGCCUGAUGCUACCCAAGCAAUUUGGUGGAAGACGUAUAUGCCACCAACCUGGCUUCUAAACGGGAAGAACGAGGUCCUCACCACACGAGAUGUUAUGGGAAUGAAGGGCGAGAUAUUGCUCGAGGAACUGGAGAAAAUUGCCACAUGCGAUAUCCCCGCGGACAGGAGGAGCAAUGAAUAUCUGAAGGAGAAGAACGGAACAUAUCUGGUGGCGCCUCUUUCGGCUGCAUGGCUAGACCCUUACCUACCGAACAAGGGCCUGGACGGACUACGAUUUCGGGAGGUAUGGCGAUAUCGGCAGCAUUUGAACCUGGAUGAUAUGGAUUUUGGUGAUGACGGCGUUUGGAAUACCCUGACUAGAGUAAUUGGGAGGAGGGGCCUCGGGAUAUGGAGGGUUACCAAAAGUUGUCCCAAGUAGGGCUGAUAGAGUGGUAUGGCGGAAUGAUUGGUCAACGGCGGCCGUCUAAUUCUACAGCGUUUUCUAUAAAAUGGCUGUAUCUUAAUGGAAUUCAAGACGUCCUCAAGAAACAAUGAAUGAAGCUUG